Amborella trichopoda is the source of this 381-nucleotide messenger RNA. The record is from RefSeq and is a predicted model, not a curated record. NCBI's taxonomy places the organism in Eukaryota, Viridiplantae, Streptophyta, Magnoliopsida, Amborellales, Amborellaceae.
AUGGCGGUGGUGAUUCAUCUCUCUGCUCUCUUCUUCAUAUCUGUGGCUGUUUUCGCCGCUAAAUUUGUGAGCGCCGAUAUUUCGUCGACCGUCAUCCCCACAAUCUCGGCUUCUCCCGCUGUGUUUCCCGACCCCGGCGUGGUCGCCGAGUCUCCGCCAGUUUUGGCGCCGGAUGUGCAGCCGCUGCUGCCUUCUCCGAGAGACAAGCCCGCCGCAAGUCCGCCAAAUUUGGAGGAGGCUUCUGCCCCGGAGCCAAGUCUGGUGGAGGAGUUUGCUCCAGCCCCUGCUCCGACCACGGGGAUGAGCGGUGCUUCCUCCGCUACAUUAGCUAGUGGCGUUGCUAUUUCUGUUGCCAUUUUCAAUUCCUUGGUGUAUAUGUAG